UCGGGGCGCUCUGGUCGCGUUGGUGCCCAGGGACCCCGGUUCCCGCGAGCAGCUCGGCGCGGUGCCCGAUUAAGCUGAAACUGCUGCUCAGCUCCCAAGAUGGUGCCAUCCAAAUUGCAUGCGCUUUUCUGCCUCUGCAGCUGCCUCGCACGGGUUUAUCCUUUUGACUGGCAAGACCUAAGUCCUGUUACCCAAGUUAAAUCAUCAGCAUGGGUCAAUAAAAUACAAGCACUGAUGGCUGCUGCAACCUUCGGUCAAACUAAAAUCCCCAAAGGAAAUGGGUCUUAUUCUGUUGGUUGUACAGACUUGAUGUUUGAUCACACUAAUAAGGGCACCUUCUUGCGUUUGUAUUAUCCAUCCCAAGAUGAUGAUUACCUUGACACUGUCUGGAUCCCAAACAAAGAAUAUUUUUUGGGUCUUAGUAAAUUUCUUGGAACACACUGGCUUAUGGGCAAAAUUUUGAGCAUGUUAUUUGGUUCGAUGACAACUCCUGCAACCUGGAAUUCCCCUCUGAGAACUGGUGAAAAAUAUCCACUUGUUGUUUUUUCUCAUGGUCUUGGAGCAUUCAGGACAAUUUAUUCUGCUAUUGGCAUUGACCUGGCAUCUCAUGGGUUUAUAGUUGCUGCUGUAGAACACAGAGAUGAAUCUGCAUCUGCAACUUACUAUUUCAAGGACAAGUCUGCUGCAGAAAUAGGGAACAAGUCUUGGCUCUACCUUAGAACCAUAAAACGAGAGGAGAAGGAGGAGGAGAUGCAUAUACGCAAUGAGCAGGUACGGCAAAGAGCAAAGGAAUGUUCCCAAGCUCUCGAUUUGAUUCUUGACAUCGAUCGUGGAAGGCCAGUGAAGAAUGUACUAGAUUCAGAGUUUGAUCUGGAACAACUGAAAGACUCUAUCGAUAGGGCGAAAAUCGCAGUAAUUGGACAUUCUUUUGGAGGAGGAACAGUUGUUCAGGCUCUUAGUGAAGAUCAGAGAUUCAGAUGUGGUAUUGCCCUGGAUGCAUGGAUGUUUCCACUAGGUGAUGAAGUCUAUUCCAGAUUUCCUCAGCCCCUCUUUUUUAUCAACUCUGAACGAUUCCAAUAUCCUGCCAAUAUCAUAAGAAUGAAAAAAUGUUUCUUACCUGGUAGAGAAAGAAAAAUGAUUACAAUCAGGGGUUCAGUCCAUCAGAAUUUUGCUGACUUCACUUUUGCAACUGGCAAAAUAAUUGGAUAUAUAUUCACAUUGAAGGGAGAUAUAGAUUCAAAUGUAGCUAUUGAUCUCAGCAACAAAGCUUCAUUAGCAUUCUUACAAAAGCAUUUAGGACUUCAUGAAGAUUUUGAUCAGUGGGACGCUCUGAUUGAAGGAAAUGAUGCGAAUCUUAUCCCAGGGACCAACAUUGACACAACCAACCAACAAGUGACAAUACAGAACUCUACAGGAAUAGAGAACCAAGAUUAAAAGAGUUUUUUUAAAAAGAAGUUUUAUUUCAAAACUGUCUAAAAGUGUGUGUGUGUGUGUGUGUGUGUGUGUGUGUGUGUGUGUGAGAGAGAGAGAGAGAGAGAGAGAGAGAUUUUACAUUUUUUCCCCAAAGAACUCAUAUUAAACAAUACAGGUUGUGCUGUAAUAGUGAUUGAGCCUCAGACUAUGAUUUUUUUUUUCCUUUAAAUGUAAAGGAACACAGUAUACAAAAAUC
Messenger RNA from Carlito syrichta (Philippine tarsier), 1669 nucleotides. RefSeq names its product phospholipase A2 group VII (gene PLA2G7). NCBI's taxonomy places the organism in Eukaryota, Metazoa, Chordata, Mammalia, Primates, Tarsiidae. The coding region runs from base 100 to 1434 and encodes 444 amino acids. The record is from RefSeq and is a predicted model, not a curated record. Gene Ontology annotation, molecular function: 1-alkyl-2-acetylglycerophosphocholine esterase activity. The transcript has 12 exons.